AUGAAUGAAACUCGUUAUUAUUUGGGAAAUGAAUGGCAUGAUCUCAAGCUGGGUAACAACGUUCAAGAAGGGUAUCAAUGUGAUUUUCAGUUUGUUAUUGACAAAGCAAAGGUAGCUAAAGAACUGCUGGUGCGCGUUCGUUCAAACGGCUCACUGCAUUGGGUGCUGCAAACAAUUAGGAAUGUGCUAAACUAUGCUCGCAAUUUACCUACAUUUUCAUAUAGAUUUCGCAUAGAGGUCAAUGCUACCGAUUUGCAGCCGGGAAGUAGAAUUAACAUCUCUGACUGCCAGAAACCUGAAUCUGCAUAG
Sphenostylis stenocarpa is the source of this 309-nucleotide messenger RNA. Lineage: Eukaryota; Viridiplantae; Streptophyta; Magnoliopsida; Fabales; Fabaceae. The record is from the annotation of a GenBank genome assembly.